This is a messenger RNA of Adineta steineri, 1191 nucleotides long. The record is from the annotation of a GenBank genome assembly. Lineage: Eukaryota; Metazoa; Rotifera; Eurotatoria; Adinetida; Adinetidae.
AUGUCGGACUUGUCAGGUCAAUGUGAAGAUGAAUUAUGUUUAAAAAAUCAAUCAAAUCAUAUCGUACGUGUAUUUCCAUGUUUAUAUCAUUGUAAAAAAAUGUUAUGUAUUAAACAUUUAUCUGAACAUGAUAAAUAUAUUGAAAAACAAAUACAAUGUCAAAAACAAUUAGAAUAUGUAUGGAAUAAUUAUAUUUUAUUAUUUAAUGAAGAUAAAAUUGAAGAAGAAUUUCAAAAAUUAAAACUUAAACUUGAAAAAUAUCGAGAAUUAAAUGAAAGUAUUCAAAAUUUAUUAUUAAUUAAAAAUUUUCAUAAUUCAAAUGAAAAUAAUCAAAAAAUUCGAAUGGCUAUUGAAAAAGUACAACAAGCUAUUGAAGAAGAAAAACAAUUACAAUCAAUAGUUGAAAAUAUUAAUCCGAAAAUCGAAUCAGUAAUGAAUCAUGCCGCAGAAAAUCAACGAAUUAUUGAUUUUGGAUCUGAAACUGUCGAUUCUUUACCUUCGAUACUAAAUACUAAUGGAAAUUCGCUCUCAAUUGAACAAGAGAAUGGAUAUGUCUCAUAUGUAGAUCAAUUUAAUGAAUAUAGAAAUUCAAUUGAAUCGGAAGAUGAAGAUAAUACAAUGGAUGAUAGUUCAUUGAACAAAGUUGAAAUUAACCAUACAAAUAAUGUAACUCCAAAUCGAAGUAUUAUUGCAUCCAAAUUACGUGGUUGUUGUCCAUUAACACACGAUGGCGUCUUUGGUAUAAAUUGUCAUAAACAUGGAAUACGUUUAUGUCCAUCAAAACCUUCUUCAAAUCAACGUACAUAUCGUUUACAUCAUCAUUUUCGUCGUGUUCAUCAUUUAACAUCAUUAGCAUCACUUGCACUUGCACGUGCAAUUGGUGCUGGACAAGAUCCAUUGACUACACGAUUAUUUGAUGAUCAUCAUAUAAUUUUAAAUAUUGAUGAACUACGUACAGUUAAUUGUCCAAUACAUAAACCAUUUGUAAAUUAUCCAUUACUUCAAAUAGAAAAUACACCGUGUGAUACAAUAAAACAAGUUCGACAUCUUAAAGAUCAUCUUAAACGUGCACAUCGAUUUACAAAUAAAGCAGCAAAUCUUAUUAUUAAAGCAGUUAAAGAUGAUAUGUCAGUACAUAUGAUACAAUUUCCUCAAUGGAUUGAUAUUAUUGAAGAUGAUAAUCAUUUUUGA